Molecule: messenger RNA, 600 nt
Organism: Drosophila busckii
Lineage: Eukaryota; Metazoa; Arthropoda; Insecta; Diptera; Drosophilidae
Product: low molecular weight phosphotyrosine protein phosphatase 2
Exons: 3
Coding region: 70-576 (168 amino acids)
Biological process (GO): protein dephosphorylation
Molecular function (GO): protein tyrosine phosphatase activity
Source: RefSeq, a predicted model, not a curated record
AGCUUUGUAAAUUUAAAUCGUUAUACGUAAAUUGUGUAGUGUAGUAUCUAUAUAAAAAGUAAAUAAGUAAUGGGAAAACAAGCGAAGACUAAAACGCAUGUGCUCAUGGUGUGCGUUGAUAAUAUUUACCGCUCGCCCAUUGCUGAGGCAGUUAUGCGCAAGAGUUUUGCCAAGUUGGGUCUUCAAAAUCAUUGGCAUGUGGACAGUGCGGCUAUUGAGAGCUGGCAUUUGGGUGAUAAACCAGAUCCGCGAGCAUUAGGCGUGCUCUCUAAGCAUGGUAUUGAAUAUCAAAAUUGUGCCAGGUUACUGGUUUCGGACGACUUUAAAAAAUUCGAUUACAUAUUUGGUAUGGAUCAAAGCGAUAUGGCUUCUUUACGGCAACUAAUUCCCAGUUACUCCAAUACCAAAUUGCUGUUGCUCAGCGAUUUUUUGUUUACCCUGCAACCCAGAGAGCGGCUAAUAGAAGAUCCGCAUUAUAAUAUGGGCGAGGCACCGUUCGAAAAAAUAUUUGAUCAAUGCUCACAUGCAUGUUUGAAUUUUUUGAAACAAGCGCGCCUAAAUGAGAUUUGGAUUUGAAACAGAAUGGUGCUGCCAACUUGU